Molecule: messenger RNA, 551 nt
Organism: Triticum urartu
Lineage: Eukaryota; Viridiplantae; Streptophyta; Magnoliopsida; Poales; Poaceae
Source: RefSeq, a predicted model, not a curated record
CGCCUCCAUCCGUUCCAGCUUCCAACCCGACAUCCCACGAGAAAAACUCCAUGUCUGAUCCCAGCGCCAGCAGCACGGCCUCUUCUUCUCCGACUUCUUCAUCUACGUCGCCCCGUCUUACCACCGGCGUCGUCAACUUUCUGGCCCGUCGUACCGUGACCACGCAGCAGCACCACCACCUAGCAGCAGCCGAAGCAUUCCCGCUGCACUCGCCGGGCUCCUCCACCGGCUCCGCCGACUCCGCGCCCUGGCACCACCGCGCCCCGGCCACGCCGCCACCUGUGCUUCCGUUCGACACCAGCGACGCCGACGAGAUGCUCCUGCUAGACAUGCUCUCCCAGCACCACGAGGUCCAGCACGCCGCGGCCGCACCGACGACGGCGCUGGCGAAGCAAGAGGCCGACGAGGAGGGCAAGGUGGCACUAGGUGUGGGUCGCGCGUUCCGCGGAGUGCGGAAGCGACCGUGGGGCAAGUUCGCGGCGGAGAUCCGGGACUCGACGCGGAACGGCGUGCGCGUGUGGCUGGGCACCUUCGACAGCCCAGAAGCUGCG